GUUUUAUUUUCUCUACUUUACAGCAAUAUUGAUAGUGUGUGACGGUCAUUAUGGCACGUAUCAUAUAUCGGUGAACAUCAUCAGUUUUGAAAUCGACUCAGUUACACGAAGGGCGUUGCGAAGUGCGCAGUGUCAUUGUGUUUGUUAAGUUACAUAAAAUUUCUCAAAAUGUUUUCUUGCAUCCAAGUUGAGACUGGGUGCUUAGUUUUUGCUAUAAUAAGCCUGUUAGUCACGUCUGUGGGUUGUGUGGCAAGCGUCGUCCUAAUGAUCUACAUAAAUAUCAUUUCAUAUAUCUAUACAGAACGGAUGGCUAUGAACAAUGAAAAUGUUGUAACUUUUUAUUCCAAUGUACACAUUAUUAUUUUCUUAUCUGUGCUGUUUGGUAUCAUGGCUGUUUCUCUGGCCUUCUCCAUAAUUUUGACCAAAGGACUCAUUUCGAGAAAACCUCAUCUUGUAAAUGCGUACUUUAUAUAUGGCGUGACUAAAAGCAUUCUUUGGGUUCUUGGAGUUCUCUCAACUCCGCUGAUUUUUAAUACUAGCUUCUGGAUAAUCACUUUCAUUGGAUGUUUAAAGAAGAACAUAAUAAUAAAAAAAUAUAAAGCACAAUAUUUUAAAUGGCGAGUUCUGUUUAUGUUAAACAAGGAAACAUUUUAGGAACAGUUCUGAUCUCAUGACAUGACAAAAAACGAAAUGUUAUCAUAGCUUCGCUAUGUAUAUUUACUACAAUUUCAACUAAAGUUAUAAAUGAUUUGUCAUAUCUCAUUCCCAUAGUAAUUAAAUAAUUUU
Danaus plexippus (monarch butterfly) is the source of this 786-nucleotide messenger RNA. RefSeq lists its product as uncharacterized. The record is from RefSeq and is a predicted model, not a curated record. NCBI's taxonomy places the organism in Eukaryota, Metazoa, Arthropoda, Insecta, Lepidoptera, Nymphalidae. The transcript is spliced from 5 exons. Bases 169 to 654 code for a protein of 161 amino acids.